AUGUCUGGCUCUCCCCUCAACCAGUCUCUGCGCCCGCGAGUUCAUGAAGGAAAGCUGGCGAUCAUCACUGGCUCUGCUCGAAGCAUCGGAGCAGCUAUUGCAGAGGAUCUGGCAAGCAGAGGCUCAAACGUCAUCAUCAACUAUGUGACGGAGUCUUCGGACGACCCAGCAACUGAUUUAGGUCAUCGGCUUGAGAAAGACUACAACAUCAAGGCCAUCCCAGUAAGAGCUGACAUUAGCAAAAAAGACCAGUGUGACCUCAUCAUCAGAGCUGCGGAAAAGCACUUUGCAAACCCAGAAACUGGCAAGGUACAAAUCGACAUUCUUAUUCACAAUGCAGCCGUUCUCUACUUGGGAGGUAUCGAAGAGGUCGUCGAGGAUGAGUUCCAUCACAUUUACGCCGUCAAUGUCUUGGGGCCCACGCUGCUCACGGCGGCAUGUCUCCCAUACCUGCCAACGGACAGAUCUGGCAGGAUCGUUAUGAUGUCCAGUGUCAAUCCAAAAAUAGGGACACCCAACACGACUCUCUACUCGGGAACAAAAGCCGCACUGGAGGCAAUGGCUCGCAUUUGGUGCCGAGAAUUGGCGGAGCGCGCCACGGUCAAUACGAUCAACCCGGGUCCCGUCAUGACUGAUAUGUAUCUGUCAUCAUCCGAAGAGAUCAAGAGGGCACUCGCUCUCUGGAAUCCCCUGACGCCGCUGGCGCCGAUCAGAGAGUCCGACAGUGCUGAGGUGCAGGAACUGGGCAAGCGAUUGGGCGGACGUGGUGCUUACGCGCAUGAAAUUGCCCAGAUGGUGGCUACUCUAUGCAGUCCAGACUCUGGUUGGUGUACUGGCAGUCUGAUCAGUUGCAAUGGCGGGUUGUCCUUUAGUUACUAA
Pestalotiopsis fici W106-1 is the source of this 879-nucleotide messenger RNA. RefSeq lists its product as uncharacterized. The coding region runs from base 1 to 879 and encodes 292 amino acids. Gene Ontology annotation, molecular function: oxidoreductase activity, acting on the CH-OH group of donors, NAD or NADP as acceptor. Lineage: Eukaryota; Fungi; Ascomycota; Sordariomycetes; Amphisphaeriales; Sporocadaceae. The record is from RefSeq and is a predicted model, not a curated record. The transcript has 3 exons.